Diatraea saccharalis (sugarcane borer) is the source of this 1559-nucleotide messenger RNA. The record is from the annotation of a GenBank genome assembly. Lineage: Eukaryota; Metazoa; Arthropoda; Insecta; Lepidoptera; Crambidae.
AGUCGACAACGGAUACUUGUGAGUUGCAAACGCGAUAAAAGUGUGAGCAGUGAUCUUAAAUUACAAAAUUUAUAUCGUACUAUAUUACGUGUAUUGUGAAGCACAGCUUUAAUUAAGUGAGUGAAUCUCCAAGAAUAUAUUGUUCCCAAUAGAUUUUAAAAUAUGCCCGAAAAAAGUCCGGAGGAGAUAAAAGAUUUGCUAAAACAAUUCAGAGAAUGGAUAAACAGCGAUCCGCAACUGCCAAAUGAUAUUGAGGACAGAAUAUUGACGCGAUUCCUCCACGGCUGCCACUACGACUUGGAGAAGACAAAGAAUGCUUUCAAGAUAUUUAUAUCGGUUAGGGAACAAUGUCCAGAACUGUUAUGUGAUAGAGAUCCACUUUCACCUCAAGUCCAGAAGAUGUUCACAUUCUUAAAACAAGCUCAGAUUAUGCUCUCGAACAACAGAAAGCUCUGGAUAUGGAAAUUGGACGAUCCUGGACUACAAAAUUUCGACUCAUUUCAAGACGCGAAAAUGUUUUUCAUCACGACAGAUAUGUGGCUAUUGUUUGACGAUAUAUUAGAGGAUGAAGACAUAUUGCUGACUGAUACCAAAGAUAUAAUAUCGAUGAAGUUUUUCUUUACCAAAUUCAGUUUCUCUAUAGCAAGGAAGAUGAUGAGAUAUCAGCAGGAGGCGUUACCGGUACGAUUAAAGCAGAUACAUGUUGUGAAUGCUCCUCCCUUUAUAGAUAGAAUAUUUAGUUGGUUAAAGCCGUUUUUAAAGAAGGAAAUCACAGAAAUGGUUAGUAUAAAAAUUAGGCAAUAUAUAUUUUUUAGAGUACAAUCUUGAUAUACUUACAAUGUUAGUAAAAUUAAAUUCCAUCUCAAUCACUGGCAAAAUUUAUUUUAGAUUUUUGUAGGAUAGAUGUAAAUAGAUUGAAUUCAAAAUGUAUAUGUACUAAUAUUAUAAAGCUGAAGAGUUUGUUUGUUUGUUUGUUUGAACGCGCUAAUCUCAGGAACUAGUGGUUUGAAUUGAAAAAAUAUUUUUGUGUUGAAUAGACCAUUUAUCGAGGAAGGCUUUAGGCUAUAUAACAUCACGCUGCAACUAUUAGGAGCGAAGAAAUAAUCACAUAUAAUAAUGAAAUAAUACCUAUCGAUGCUUGAUAAAAUAAAAGGGUUAAGAUCAUCAGUAAACUAAGUAAACAAAUUACAAAACGAACAUUCCACUAAUAGGCUAAUUGCAACUGAAUCUUGUCAUACACAAUAUAUAGAAGAAUGGAAAUAUACGAUUUUCUUGUAUCAAUGCACACUUUGGACUCUCAGGCAAUGAGCUAGCUGACCAAGCCGCUAAAGUCACAGCCUCUGAAGAUACGCCAGUGGAAUUUGCACCAAUAUCAUUAUCCAAUAUCAUACCACAAGAGAAUGGCAAGAUCGGAAACUAACAAAGUAAUAGACGAUAGAUAUUGCACUUUAUCCAAUAACGUACCGUACAAGAGAAUGGCAAGUUCGGAAACUACCAAAGUUAUAGACGAUAGAUAUAGGAUACAGCACAACGGGAAAUUAUACAAAAAACUUAAUGCC